AUGGCCAAUGCCAAACGAGGAGGAUAUCGACAAAUCAACCAAGCACUCAACAUAUGUGCUUGGGAGGGUUAUUUAGAUGAGCAGCACGCCCGGCUGCCGGCUCUUGAGGAUGUCGAACAAAUCAGCCCCCGCGUGCUGCGGGUUCUGGGCCAGAAUGAAGGCAAGUUUACGCUUCAAGGCACCAAUACCUAUAUAGUCGGUACCGGCCGCCAACGUUUGAUCAUCGACACGGGGCAGGGGAUUCCUGAAUGGGCCAGCCUAAUCGCGUCUACCUUGGCAGACUCCUCGAUCGAGCUGUCUCAUGUCCUGCUCACUCACUGGCAUGGUGAUCACACAGGGGGAGUUCCGGAUCUUCUCCGAUUAUACCCUUACCUGUCUGAUUCUAUCUACAAACACAGUCCUGGAAAAGGCCAGCAGCCGAUUUCAGAUGGGCAGGUUUUCAAGGUGGAAGGGGCUACUGUCCGAGCUGUACACUCUCCAGGCCACUCGCACGAUCAUAUGUGCUUCAUUCUCGAAGAGGAAAAUGCCAUGUUCACAGGGGACAACGUCCUUGGCCAUGGGAGCAGUGCGGUCGAGGUGCUGAGCACCUGGAUGUCCUCGCUAAGAAUGAUGCAAUCUCUCCGCUGUGCGGUGGGCUAUCCGGCUCACGGCACAGUGAUACGCGACCUGCCAGCCAAGCUGGACCUGGAGCUAACGCAGAAGGCCCGCCGUGAGGACAGGGUUGUAGAGACAUUAAAGCAGAUGAAAACAGAGGACCAACGUAACGGAGAACGGGGAAAAGGUAGUGUCACUGUCCAGCAGCUAGUGACGGCGAUGCAUGGAAAUGACCUGGACGAGCAGAUGCGGACAAUGGCAUUGGAGCCAUUUGUCGACGAGGUUCUGCGGAAGCUGGCACAGGAUGACCGGGUGGCUUUUGAGGUCAGAGGAGGCCAGAAAAAGUGGUUUGCAAUCGAAUACACAUAA
Messenger RNA from Aspergillus lentulus, 963 nucleotides. NCBI's taxonomy places the organism in Eukaryota, Fungi, Ascomycota, Eurotiomycetes, Eurotiales, Aspergillaceae. The record is from RefSeq and is a predicted model, not a curated record.